Molecule: messenger RNA, 1556 nt
Organism: Triticum aestivum (bread wheat)
Lineage: Eukaryota; Viridiplantae; Streptophyta; Magnoliopsida; Poales; Poaceae
Exons: 2
Source: RefSeq, a predicted model, not a curated record
CGAUUCUGGAGAAGGGGGAGGGAGAAUCGCUCAAAAGAACUGGCCCCAAAAGCUUCGAGUUUCCGGGACCGCCCACCGCCGCCACCACCGCCCUGCCGCCGAGGACGCCGGCGGCGGCUUCAGCCAGCCAACGCGUCGCCGUCGCCUUCGAUCUCCACCGCCCGCCCCCACCGCCCGUCUGCAAGGCCUGCAAUCUCUCCCCUCCACCCUCGUCCAAACCCUAGAGAGUUUUUGAUCGUGCAAAGCCCUAGCAAACUGUGUGUCACCUCUGGGUCCGCCCAGCCUGCUGUUUCUGGGCUCCAUGGUUGGGCAGACCUCCCGGAUGGCCUGCUCGAAUCCAUUAUUGCUCUGUCAGGAUCCUUCCGUGACCUUCUUGCCUUCGCUGCGACCUGCCACUCUUGGCCUGCUGCAUUCUCCUCAUACCCAUCCAAAUCUUCUUUCUGCACCAAAUUCCUACCUCUCCUUAUCCAAUUCAAUGCCUGUGUUCAAGCUCCUGAUCUCCCUUCUAGCAAUGGUCUUCAUGAGCUACACACAUUUAAGGUCAUUGAUCCGACCAAUAAGAAUGUCGCCCUUCGCUGCCAGAUUCCUCGAGACAUUUACCAUGAGAUGGAUUUCGUUGGCAAUUCCUAUGGUCAACUAAUUUUCCGCCAUGGUGAAUAUUGUCUUCUUGUUGAUGUGUUCAAUGGUGCUGAGGUUUCAGCUCCACCUCUCCCAUUCAAUCGCGAUUUCAGGGGGCUCAACUGCAGCGGCACUCUUACAGCUCCACUUGCAUCACCCAAUUCACACCUCCUUGUCAGCACCGUAAACACCCUGUUUGAUUGGCCAGUUGGAAGUGAAUCUUGGUCUGAACUGCAGCUUCAUAAUACAUGUAUAGUACAGAUUGUGGAAUUGAAAGGUCAGUUCAUCGCCAUGGAUGAUUGUUGUAAGAUCUACACUUUGCAGCUGUCCCCCGAGCUCGGUCUGCAAAAGAUGACAUGUGUGGAUUUGCCAAUCACAUUUGUGGAUUCAUGGCUAGUGGUCUGUGGUGACAUGCUUCUCAUGAUCACGAAGCAUCCAUCCUUUCCAAAAGUAAAAUAUAUACCCUACCAACUUGACCUGUCAACCAACCCUGCAAAAUGGGUUGAAGUAAAGCAGCUAAAUGAUUGGGCACUCUUUGUUGGAUGUGCUGUGAGGAGCCGGCCAUUUUCUUGCAUGAGCCUAGAAAGAUGGGGAGGGAGGAGCAAGUCGUUGUACUUCGCAGGCCAUCACUCUUUUGUUUUACAUGGAUUGGGUAUCGAGGGAGAUGUAAAGUUAGAGCACAAAAGAAACUGGUUAUGCAAGCUGCAGCCCCUCUGGGUGUACCCAAGGAUGUUCUACUCAGACAGCCAGUGAUCAUCUCAUGCCACUACAGGUUGCUGCUCUAUGAGCCCCUGAUAAAAAUUUACCCUCGCAACACAGAGCAGGGACUAUCGCAACUUGGGUGGUGGCGUGGUGCCAUUGUAGCACUACUUAAGAGUUUGUUCGGAAUAGCACUGAAACUCUUGCAGUCAGUUUCGUAGCCCAGUAUGUACAACCCA